AUGACUGUUCAGCGUGAGGAGCAAUGCAGGGCUGAGGAAGUCUUAUAUGAGGCUGUGGUAGUAUCCAACCAUAACAACCAGAGUAAUAGUAGCAGUGGCUCAUCCUAUAACAUGGAGACAACUAUGGCAAUGGUGGAGGCGGCAGCAGUAGCAACGCAUCAAGCUGCAGGAACACCAACACCAACAACUACGACCGCAGCACCGACAACUACGACCGCAGCACCGACAACUACGACCGCAGCACCGACAACUACGACCGCAGCACCGACAACUACGACCGCAGCACCGACAACUACGACCGCAGCACCGACAACUACGACCGCAGCACCGACAACUACGACCGCAGCACCGACAACUACGACCGCAGCACCGACAACUACGACUGCAGCACCGACAACUACGACCGCAGUACCGACAACUACGACCGCAGCACUGACAACUACGACCGCAGCACCGACAACUACGACCGCAGCACCGACAACUACGACUGCAGCACCGACAACUACGACCGCAGCACCGCCAACUACGACUGCAGCACCGACAACUACGACCGCAGCACCGACAACUACGACCGCAGCACCGACAACUACGACCGCAGCACCGACAACUACGACCGCAGUACCGACUCCAGCACCGACUCCAGCACUACGGCCGGAGAUGACCACGCUAGUGCCAGCAACACCAGCGGUGGUACCAGUUCCACGCUCAGAAUUAACACUAACGCUACGGCAGGGGAUAACUACUGCAACGGCAACAACAGAAGUAUCGCCGACCCACGCCCCGUAA
Molecule: messenger RNA, 786 nt
Organism: Octopus sinensis (East Asian common octopus)
Lineage: Eukaryota; Metazoa; Mollusca; Cephalopoda; Octopoda; Octopodidae
Product: integumentary mucin C.1-like
Exons: 1
Coding region: 1-786 (261 amino acids)
Source: RefSeq, a predicted model, not a curated record